CUAUCUCUCUAUCUAUCUUCUGCUGAACUUUACCCCCACUAGCACGAUGUCUUCAGAUAGUGGAUCCAUGAGCUAAUAUCGAUAAGAAUUGUCUCUCUGGAUAGUUUGUUAUCAAGUAGAUAUGUGAUCGAUAUAUGUCACUAUCAGUGUUUUGGAAAGUUGACUUGUAAAGCAAACAGAGAAAGUGACAGUAGUUGACCAUUUUGAUACACCAAGGGCAGAUUCCUCUGUGCCAACCAUUCAGCUAGUCAUCCAUCCAUCCAGCUCUCCAUCCAUCCAUCCAUCCAUCCAUCCAUCCAUCCAGCUCUCCAUCCAGCUCUCCAUCCAUCCAUCUAGACAGCCACCCAGCCAGCCACCUAUCCAUCCAUCCACCUCUCCAUCCAGCUCUCCAUCCAGCUCUCCAUCCAGCUCUCCAUCCAGCCAGCCAGCCAGCCUGGCCAGGGAAGGGUAGUGAUGACGGUGACAUACUCACGGAGGGUUGCUGACGCGGGGCUAGGGACAUUCUCUCAUCUGCUCCUCCGAUGGAAGGGGAGCAUCUACAAGCUACUGUGGAGAGAACUGAUCAUCUUCACCACACUGUACUACUCCUUCAGCAUCAUAUACAGGUUUGUGUUGAAUGAGGGUCAGAAGAGGCUGUUUGAGAAGCUGGCCAUCUACUGUGACCGUUACGCAGAACUCAUCCCUGUGUCCUUCGUAUUGGGUUUUUAUGUGACCCUGGUGGUUUCUCGGUGGUGGGGUCAGUUUGAGAGCGUUCCCUGGCCGGACCGGUUGGGUGCGCUUGUGGGCGCUCACGUCCGUGGUACCGAUGAGAUCGCCAGGCUGACCCGCCGAACCCUGAUGCGGUACGCCAACCUGUCCGGCGUGCUCAUCUACCGAUCGGUCAGCACGGCAGUCUACAAGAGGUUCCCCACCAUGAAGCACUUGGUGCAGGCAGGCCUGAUGACAGCAGAGGAACAUAGGCAGUUGGAGGAGUUGCCCUCACCUCAUAACAAGUUCUGGGUUCCUUGUAUGUGGUUUGUUAACCUGGCACUGAGGGCCCGCACCGAGGGUCGCAUCAACAAUGAUGUGGCGCUGUCAGCCAUUCUCAAUGAAUUAAAUACAUUGCGGACACAGUGUAUGAAGUUAUACAGUUAUGAUUGGAUCAGCCUUCCCCUUGUGUACACCCAGGUGGUGACAGUGGCGGUCUACAGUUUCUUCCUGGCGUGUCUGAUUGGUCGACAGUUCUUAGACCCCGCCCAGGGCUACGCUGGUCAUGACAUCGACUUCUACCUGCCUGUCUUCACCCUGCUACAGUUCUUCUUCUACGUGGGCUGGCUUAAGGUGGCAGAACAACUGAUAAACCCAUUUGGGGAAGACGACGAUGACUUUGAAACCAACUAUCUGGUUGAUCGUAAUCUACAGGUGUCCCUGCUGUCUGUGGAUGAGAUGUACGACACUAUCCCAUUGGUCGAGAGGGAUAAGUACUGGAACGAAUCAGAGCCCCAGCCUCCAUACACUGCAGCCAGCGUGGAGCAUCGCAAACCUUCCUUCAUGGGCUCUGCUCUGGACAUCAGUGUCCCCAAAGAGGAGAUGGAGUUCCAGUCCAACCUGGAGCAGAUCAAGGAGCAUGAGGAGGCCAACCACUCUACUCCUCUCCUGGGGGGUCUGAGUCGCCUCCUGGGGGUUCAGUCCCCCGUCUUCCCCCGCUCCUCCACCUCCUCCCGGGUUUCUCUCCUGCGCCGGCGCCCAGGGGCUCCAUUCAGCCGCUUCCCCCUCUUCCUGCACUCCGAGGGGGACCCCUCAACGCCGAGCCACGGCCCUGGUCCCCGCCACGACUCCAGCCACCCGGACUACGCCUUCUCCUCCAUGCCGCUGUAUGAGAGGUCCGGCUUCUAUAGCUGUCCCCAGACCCCCAUCCACUGUGUUCCCCCCGCUAUGCCUCGUCCACGGCCCACCCGAGGAACUUACGCCUGGCAUCGCAGCUCCAGCUCGCUGGCUCCUCCGAUGGUUGGCUCUGGAGGUCUGCUGCCCCCUGAUACUCCAGGUCAUAUGCUCCCUCCACCCUCCUCUGCCUUCCCCUGGCUGAGUGAGGAGGGAGAGGGUCCUUGUGUUCCAGCCUUCUCCUUUCCUGACCCUGGCAACCUUCCGGAACUCUGCCCCAUAUCAAAGCUCCGGCCCGGGCAAGGCCUGCUGUCUCGACGGCCUCCGCCUCCACGCCUCUCUCCACGCCUCUCUCUGGAUAACACACCGUUGGCCGAAGGCCUGCAGCCUGGACCCAUCAGCCCACGGGGAGUGGGAGGUGGAGGGGAGCGGGUGUUCUCCUUUACCCCUCCCUCUCGCACCCCAGCUACCAAUCCCAACAGCUCCUCCUCUAGUAUCAAUGCCACCAGCACUAUCAACACCACCAACCCUAACACCACUACUCCAGCCAACGUCUUGAGUGGUACCAACACCACUUCUACAACAAACUUCUGCAAUGGUACCAACUCCAACACCACUACUAUGUCUAACGUCUGCAAUGGUACCAACCCCAACACCUUUUGUAACCAUGCCAACUUCAACAGCACAAGAGCAGCAGGUAUCAACAGUGGAACCAAUGGUGGUCUAAGCAACAACGUCGUGAACACCAUUUCCAUUUCUGGAUCCUCUCAGCAAGAAGCCAAUCAGCAUCAAAACUCACCAAAUGAUUCAGGGAUUUCUUUGGCUGAGGGGGGCCCUCACUGGCUGGGAGCUCUGGUAAUGGAUAGUGGGAUGAACAAGGCUCCUGGGGGGCGGGAGCAGGACUGAAGAAGGAGGGAGAUGAUUGGACAAGGCCCCUGGGGGAUGGGAGCGUGGUUGGACAGACUCAGGGUUCAGAAGUAGUGUAAACCUACACCGUAUGCACAUCUUUCUUUCAGACUGAAGGGUUCCAGCACUUCUGACCAGUGGUAGUCUUUCUAGGCCAUCCAUCUGACCAGUGGUAGUCUUUCUAGGCCAUCCAUCUGACCAGUGGUAGUCUUUCUAGGCCAUCCAUCUGACCAGUGGUAGUCUUUCUAGGCCAUCCAUCUGACCAGUGGUAGUCUUUCUAGGCCAUCCAUCUGACCAGUGGUAGUCUUUCUAGGCCAUCCAUCUGACCAGUGGUAGUCUUGCGAAGCCUAGA
Molecule: messenger RNA, 3118 nt
Organism: Oncorhynchus keta (chum salmon)
Lineage: Eukaryota; Metazoa; Chordata; Actinopteri; Salmoniformes; Salmonidae
Product: bestrophin-1-like
Exons: 9
Coding region: 454-2766 (770 amino acids)
Molecular function (GO): chloride channel activity
Source: RefSeq, a predicted model, not a curated record